CGCCGGAAUUUGGACGGCGCUGGCCCGGCCCUGAGGCGGCUGCGCGGCCCGCUGGAGCUGUUCUCCGCCCGGCCUCCCCUUCCGCGCUCCCCCGCGCAGAGAGCCGGUGGCGGAGGAGGAGAACGGAGGGGAGUUGGCGGCAGAGCGGGGAGGACGGCUUAGCUGCCACCGGUGAGAGGAGGAGGGGGAACGACCCUCGGGCCGCCUUCGCUGGGGUCCUUGUGGCAGGAGGAGAAUACUGACCUGAGAUGGAAGUCAAAACAUCAUUUAACAAAGCCUGUAGUAUUCCUGAAACUGUAUCCACAUUAAUUAAUGAAGAAUUUGUCCUGGUUCAUCAGCAAUCAGAGGAGACCUCUGGAAAAGAUGAAAAACCUCAGCUAAAGGUAUUUUCAAAUGGAGAAGAACAGCUGGAGAAGGCAAUGGAAGAGAUACUGAGGGAUUCUGAAAAAGACCAGAACAUUUUCACUGCUCUCCAAGAAGGUCCCAGUGAGGGAAGCAGCCAGGCAGGUGGAGAUGAAUCAGCAAGUCAAACAAACCAACCAUCUCUGCACCUUGCUUUAGACCCUUCUACUUCAGAAAUCUCUGCACCAAGGCCAUCUUCUCCCAGUGAGCCCCUUGAAGAGGACAGUGUAUUGUUUAACAAACUGACUUAUUUAGGGUGCACAAAGGUGUCUGCCCCUCGAAAUGAACAAGAAGCUCUGCAUGCCAUGGCAAGCAUGAAAUCUUCCAGUCAAACCCCUCUACCUGUAACACUUUAUGUUCCAAACAUUCCAGAAGGCUCUGUAAGAAUAAUAGAUCAAGCAAGCAACAUAGAGAUUGCCUCUUUUCCAAUCUAUAAGGUGUUGUUUUGUGUUCGUGGAAAAAAUGGGACCCCAGAGAGUGACUGUUUUGCAUUUACUGAAAGCAGCUGUGGGACAGAAGAGUUCCAGAUUCAUGUUUUCUGCUGUGAGAUUAAAGAAGCAGUCAGCAGAAUUUUAUAUAGUUUCUCAACAGCAUUCAAACGUUCUUCCAAACAAGCAUCAGAUCAUGCUAAGGACUUCAUUCUUCCUACUCCAGAUAGUGAUGUGUACACUUUCAGUGUUUCCUUAGAAAUCAAAGAAGAUGAUGGAAAAGGAAAUUUUAGCCCUGUGCCAAAGGAUAGAGAGAAAUUAUAUUUCAAGCUUAAACAGGGAAUUGAGAAAAAAGUGGUGAUCACAGUUCAGCAACUCUCAAACAAAGAACUGGCUAUUGAAAGAUGCUUUGGGAUGCUACUGAGCCCUGGACGAAAUGUGAAGAACAGUGACAUGCACUUACUAGACAUGGAAUCUAUGGGAAAGAGUUCUGAUGGGAAGGCUUAUGUAAUUACUGGAAUGUGGAAUCCUAAUGCACCCAUGUUUCUAGUACUUAAUGAAGAAACUCCUAAAGAUAAACGUGUAUUCAUGACUGUGGCAGUGGACAUGGUUGUCACUGAAGUGGUAGAGCCAGUCAGGUUUUUGCUGGAGACUGUUGUGCGUGUGUAUCCUGCCAAUGAACGCUUCUGGUACUUCAGCAGGAAGACCUUCACAGAAACUUUUUACAUGAAGCUAAAACAGUCUGAAGGAAAAAGCCACACAAAUGCUGGGGAUGCAAUUUAUGAAGUUGUCAGUCUACAAAGAGAAUCUGCAAGAGAGGAGGAAUUGGUCAGCCCAACAAGUGGAGGAGGACCCGUGUCAUCCCAGGAGGAUGAGGCAGAAGAAGAGAGUGAUAAUGAACUCUCCAGUGGCACUGGUGAUGUGUCAAAGGAUUGUCCUGAGAAGAUUUUGUAUUCCUGGGGAGAAUUACUGGGGAGAUGGAACAGUAAUCUCGUUGUGAGACCAACUGGAUUAUCCACCCUGGUGAAAAGUGGUGUUCCAGAAGCACUAAGGGCAGAGGUUUGGCAAUUGCUGGCAGGAUGCCAUGACAACCAAGCAAUGCUGGACAGAUACAGAGUUCUCAUCACAAUGGAUUCUGCUCAAGAGAGUGUCAUUACACGAGAUAUUCACCGUACAUUUCCAGCACAUGAGUAUUUCAAAGAUACAGAAGGAGAUGGUCAGGAAUCUCUAUACAAAAUCUGUAAGGCAUACUCUGUCUAUGAUGAAGACAUUGGCUAUUGCCAGGGGCAGUCUUUCCUUGCAGCUGUGCUCCUCCUUCAUAUGCCAGAGGAGCAGGCAUUCUGUGUAUUUGUGAAAAUAAUGUAUGACUAUGGCUUGAGGGACCUCUACAGAAAUAACUUUGAAGAUCUUCAUUGCAAAUUUUUCCAGCUGGAGAAGUUAAUGCAGGAGCAGUUACCUGACUUGUAUAACCAUUUCUUAGGCCUCAAUUUGGAAGCUCAUAUGUAUGCUUCCCAGUGGUUCCUCACUCUUUUUACUGCCAAGUUUCCACUCUGCAUGGUCUUCCACAUCAUUGACUUACUGCUUUGUGAGGGUAUGAACAUCAUCUUCCAUGUAGCCUUGGCUCUCUUAAAGACAUCAAAAGAGGACCUCUUACAAGCUGAUUUUGAAGGAGCUUUGAAGUUCUUCAGGGUUCAGUUGCCAAAGAGGUACAGAGCUGAAGAGAACGCCAGACGACUGAUGGAACAAGCCUGCAACAUUAAGGUGCCAACCAAAAAGCUGAAGAAAUAUGAGAGAGAGUACCAAACAAUGCGAGAGAGUCAGCUGCAGCAGGAAGAUCCUAUGGACAGAUACAAGAGGGAGAACCGCAGGCUGCACGAAGCAAGCAUGAGGCUGGAGCAGGAGAAUGAUGACCUUGCCCAUGAGCUUGUAACAAGCAAAAUUGCCUUAAGGAAUGACCUUGACCAGGCUGAAGACAAAGCAGAUGUUUUGAACAAGGAACUUCUUCUGACCAAGCAGAAGCUUGUGGAGACUGAGGAAGAGAAGAGGAAGCAGGAAGAGGAAACAGCUCAGCUGAAGGAAGUCUUCAGGAAGCAGCUGGAGAAGGCAGAAUCUGAGAUUAAGAAAACCACAGCCAUUAUUGCUGAGUAUAAACAGAUUUGUUCCCAGCUGAGUACCAGGCUGGAAAAACAACAAGCAGCCAGUAAGGAUGAACUGGAAGUUGUGAAGGGUAAAGUGAUGGCCUGCAAACACUGCAGUGAGAUUUUCAGUAAGGAGGGGGCACUGAAGCUGCCUGCUGUAAGCACAGAGAAUAAAGGAGUAGAAACUGAUGAUGAGAAGGAUGCACUGAAGAAGCAGCUGAGAGAGAUGGAGCUGGAACUUGCACAGACCAAACUGCAACUUGUGGAAGCCAAGUGCAAAAUUCAGGAGCUGGAACACCAGAGAGGAGCCCUUAUGAAUGAAAUCCAAGCUGCCAAAAACUCUUGGUUUAGCAAAACCCUGAACUCUAUCAAAACGGCCGCGGGCACCCAGGCGCCGCAGCAGCCUCAGCCACCCCUGCCUCCCAAAGAGGGGAGCACAUAGUUCCAGCCCAACCCGAGUCCAGAGCACAAAGAACACCACAACUGAACCCCUGGAGGAUGCUUCCAGUGGUGUCUCCCCUUGGGAAAAGGACAAAAGGCAGGAGUGCAGGCAUGAAGUGAAAUUCUUCAGUGUUUUUCAUUCAUUCCGAUGUGACCCUUUUCAAAGAGGGAGGGGGGAAAAGUAAUUCCUGUUUUCUGUUGAAUUCUUACUUCUCAAACUGCCUUGCUGAAAGCCACGUUCUGAUACCUUCAUACUUUUACACUUUAUUUUAUACGACUAGUUGUUAAAUAAAUCUAGGUCUUUAAUACAUGACUAAUUGAAAAUUAUUUUUAUCUCGCAUAGAAGGUUUUUUUCUUCUUCUGGACGAAGAGAAAAAAAUGGAAAAAUGUAAAGUACUGAAGCAUAAUCUCUUCAUAGAAAGCACAGUGUAAUAAUUACUCAUGGAGGGGGUGUCUAAGAUAACUUAUGCCCUGGGAGCAUCUCAGAAGUUUAUCUCAGUGACUGCCUCCUGCAGAGAAGCACUUUUUGUAAAGCUUAGGCCAUAGCAAACAUAGUUCUGUGCUCUCUUGGCACAACUGUUUAGGAGCUUCCCUGAUCAUUUCUUAGUCUGGAUUGUUUUGCCUUCAGAAAUGCAAGUGGUGCAGUUCUUUGUAGCACUGUUGUUUAAAGGCUAUUCACAGCUUAACUGGAAUUUAACAUAAUUACCUAGUUCCCUUUUUUCUUUUUAUUUAUACUAAGAAUUCCAAGAAAUUAUUCCUUCCACUUGGCAUAAAGGGAAAAACUGUUUUAAAUUUCUUUGAUGUAUUUGCUGAGAAGCUGAGUGAAGACCUUGGGUAAUUUUGACCUUUUGUAAAUCCUGUGCAAUAAAGUGUAGGUUUUCUGAAUAAAAAUAAUGAAAACCUUCCCCUGGAUCUAUAUUAAAAUUUGGAAAUUCACCCAGAAAUGAGGCAUGAAAUGAAUAACCCGAAAGGCUUGUGCUGCUCUGAUGAAUAAAACAUCACUGCAUCUGUUUGUUAAAACUGUUUGGUUAGAAAAUGCUAUGUUGGUAUUAAUUAUUUUUAUAAAAAACAAACACUUUCAAGUGGAAUACAAAACCUUGACUGUCCUGUGGGGUAGACUUCUCUGAUGAUUCCCAAAUCUGUCUGGUUGUUUUGUAUCUCUUUAAAGUAAGAAAAUUCAAAAGCAUUUGUUUUGAUUGAACAUAAAGUGUUUAUGGAAAUACUUAUUUCAUGGAGAAUUAAAGUAUUGCUUGAACUGAUGGAAUAUUUUUUUAAUUAUACCUAUCAUGUCUAAAGGUGGUCUUGCAGGUAAAUAUUGCUGGACUAAAGGUUGUGUGUUGUUCCAUUUACAAAAUUGUUCCAGGAACAUUUAGUUGUGUUUUGAACUUUUUUUUUUAAUUCUAAGGAAUGCCAUAUCUGUCAGUUUUGUAUAAUAAAAUUUAAUGAUACCCAUCUUGUGCUUUGUUGUCAGCAUAAUUGUGAAUUAUUUUAAACAGGGUAAUACAAAUGUAAUGUUACCAUUAGGAAUGGUGCCAAAGGAAUGACUCUGAAAGACAGUCAGCUUUCUGAAGCAGAGAUCAAAAUAUAAUCAUUAUCCUAAACAACUUUUUUCCUGUGAAAAAAUUCUCUCAGAAGAGCAAGGAGUUUAAAGUUAUUAAUAUUUUGAACUGUCUCUGCAAGGAAGGGAUUAUCUGGAAAUUUUAAUAGAUUAAAAAGGGGAGAAAAAGCAGAAGGAAUUUGUUUUGCAAAUAUUAGCAAAGAUUUUUUUUUUCCCUGGUGACUUUCUUGCUAAUACCAUGGGAUAUAUUCUCUGGGCUGUCUGAGGUUACCAUUAGUCAUUCACUGACCACUUUACACUCAGACCAAACUGCAUCCUCCAUUUGCACCAACAUUUCAGAAUGCAUCUGAUUGUUACAUCUGAGAGCUCUGUGCCACUGAGUGACACUGACUGUUUGACAAGCAUCCCAAUUUCUCAUUUCUGUGAUAGGAAUGAUUUUUUCUUUAAAGGUUAAGACUGUGAUUCCCUGAGCAGCUGAGUUAACCUGACUGCUCCCUGCUGCUCGAAAGAUCUCACCCCUUCAGCUUCCUCUUUGCAGUCGUGUCCUUGUUGUGGAGUUUAACUGGAUGUGAGUAAAAAUAAAAUAAAAAUCCAUGGGUGGGUUUUCCUGCCACCUCCCUGAUCAGCCUUUUGCCAAAUUCCUGUUAAUGUCAUCUCAAAGGGUCCAGUGAAUGCAAGUGGAUCCUGGGGUGGGACUUCCCUGAUUAAUGAGCUCACCACAUGUCAUGGAGCUGCUGUCUCGGUGUAGAGGCUCGCUGACUUUGGAAGUUGAGUUUCUGGGAUGGGGACUGACUUUCUGUGUUUUCUGCCUGGUAGGUGUGGUGAUUUCAAAGCCCUGUAGGAUGGGAGCUGCCUCACAUCAGCAAAACAAAAAGUAAUUCAGAAGGCAACGGCUGCGUUAUCACUCGUGGGAAUGACACAAAGGCAGGAAACCAUUCCAACCUUCCAUCUGUAGAGCCAAGGUAGCAUUUGUAGCAGAGGAAUUUAGAAGAGUAGUAUUUAUGUGGAAACUGCAUCUUCUCAACCAUGAACGAGUAAGAAAAUAAUUUUUUUUAAUUAAAUUAUUAUCUUGAUGAAUAAGCAGAGUGAUAUUGAGAAACCAGGGAAGGAGCAAGGCUGCAGGAUUAAAGCUGGCAAGCUAAAAUUCUGCCUGCUAACUUGUCCAUGCCAGUGGGAAACUGAGCUUCCUGUGAGAAGGAAAAUCUAGGGUUUAAUUGUUCCUUUCAGCAGUAGGUGACAGAGCUAUGUGCACUCAAACUGAUCUGUCAGGGGUAGCUGGUUCAUUGUGCAGCUUUUCAACAGGAAACCUCAUCAAAGCUGAUAAACACAACUCUGUCCUGCCCAGUAAUUAGUUUAUUCUCUAAUUUGCUACAGCUAAGUUACAUUGCUUGCAUAGUUAAGCAACUUUGUUUUCCUUUUUAGACAUUUUAAAAGAUUUCUCUUGGUUGGCCCUUGAAAUUCCCAUUCAGAUUGAUGCUUUUAUCCGUGCCAUUGUGUUAAAAACAGCUUAAAAAAUGAAAAACAGCCAUUUAUAAGGAGAGGGAGUUGUAAGGAAAGUCAAGAACAGGAAGACUUCAGCCCCUUGACAAAUUAGAAAGGGUCCCAUUCACUUCAGAGUCGUGGUGUCACUGAUUGAAUGUGGCAAAUGAGGAGUAAGUGACAAUCUGAAUUUGCUGGCACUGAAGUUACCAAUACUUGGAAGGUUCCUAAGCAGUGCUUUCUCCAGAGGAGAGAGGUAGGGCUGUUCCCCUCCUUCUGUUAAGUAGUUGCAGUGAAAUCCAUGAAACUACACAUGUGUGUGGGAGAACUAUACCUCUUUGAUUUACUGUUAGACUCAGGGAUAAUUGGUAUACUUAUAAAUACCUUCGGUGUUCAAACAGAAACACUCUUACCUUACAAUGCUGGUUUUCUCCCAAACAGUGUAGAAAAAAACCUCAGUUCUUGUUAUGUGAAGAUAAAGCCUGAGAUGUUCUCACAGAGAUGCUGAGGGACUGUUCUGGCUGGCAGGAUGACACAAAAAGCCACCUAUUCCCAGGGCUGUGGGUACACACAGCACCUUCUUAACAACACAGUGGGGUGACCUUAGUUAUUUUCCUGUCCAUUAUGCUCGCAUCCCACUGGGAACUGUCCCAUUACCUCCUUCCAAGUGGGGGAGACAAAAUGAACACUGAUGUUUGGACCUCUCACAUUAGGUUAGGUAGAUAUCACAGCAGCCUUGAAAACAGAGCUAAUCCAUAGAGGGGGUUGGGGAAAUGGAAAGAAUUUCCAGCUGGAGAAAUAACACUCAUCACUGAUCAAGAUGUUGUCUUUCCCAAGCCCAAAGUCUACGUAAUUAAUUUCAGGAUUGUGACUUAACACAUACAGGUUAAUCCUCCAGGAGUACCAGGACUCUCCAUUUCUUCUGGAUUCCAACUACUUUGCUACUGAAUGUAUUUCGUGCUAUUUUUACCUGAAAAAU
This is a messenger RNA of Calypte anna (Anna's hummingbird), 7425 nucleotides long. It is a transcript of the gene RABGAP1L, whose product is annotated as RAB GTPase activating protein 1 like. Bases 249 to 3410 code for a protein of 1053 amino acids. The record is from RefSeq and is a predicted model, not a curated record. NCBI's taxonomy places the organism in Eukaryota, Metazoa, Chordata, Aves, Apodiformes, Trochilidae. The transcript is spliced from 26 exons.